Rotaria sordida is the source of this 3042-nucleotide messenger RNA. The record is from the annotation of a GenBank genome assembly. Lineage: Eukaryota; Metazoa; Rotifera; Eurotatoria; Philodinida; Philodinidae.
AUGGCACUUCGAUUGCUUUUAUCAAAUCGUAUAAUACUUCCUCAACGAAUUUCAUUUAUACGAUUUUCUCGUUAUUAUACACCACUUACAUUUGAACAUCAUUCAAUAAGUUCUUCAAAUUCGAUUUCAAAUUCUUCUAUCUAUUGUCAUCAACAUAAAACUAAUAGUUCAUUAUUAUCAACACAUCGUACAUAUUUUCUUUCAUCAAAAUUUGCUUCAUUUUCAUCAAAUUCAUCAAAUUCAAAAGACGGUAAUACACCACCAUCACCUCCAUCGGAUGGUAAUUCAUCAUCUUCAUCAUCAUCAUCUUUUUCAAAUGAUGGAAAAAAUCAAAAUGGUGAUGAUAGUGGUGAUGGAGGAAGUGAUCCUACACAGAAUACUGUACCUGUUGUAAUUCAAGCAGGAAAUCCUUUAAUGCCUGUUGAAGUACCAGAACAUUAUCCAAUAGUACCAUUAAUACCAGUUUCACGUCAUCCAUUAUUUCCAAAAUUUAUAAAAAUGCUUGAAAUAACAAAUAAAGAUUUAAUGGAUUUAAUAAGACGAAAAGUUAAAUUAAAUCAACCAUAUGCUGGUAUAUUUUUACGUAAAGAAGCAUCAACAACAUCAUCAACAGAUUCUAAAACAGUAGAAACUAUAAAAGAAAAACUUGCGAGUACAGUAACAUCAGAUGUUAUUAAAAAUCUUGAUGAAAUUUAUAGAAUUGGUUCAUUUGUACAAAUUCAUGAAGUACAUGAUAUGGGUGAUCGUUUACGAAUGAUUGUUAUGGCACAUCGACGAAUUAGAAUUGUUGGUAUUGCAUCAGAUGAUUCAGGAAUAGAAGAUUUAGAUCGACGACGUUUACAACAAAAACCUAAUGGUAAUCGUAGACGAUCAAGACGAAAAGAUGAUUCAGCUAUGGUAGAAGAAACAUCUCCUGAACCUGUAUCACCAUCAUCGACCAGCGAAGAACCUAUUGUUGUCAAUAAAAUUUUAUUAGCCGAUACAGAAAAUGUUACACAUGAUGAUUAUGAACAAACACCAGAACUUAAGGCAUUAACUGCAGAACUUGUGAAAACUAUUCGAGAUAUUGUUGCAUUAAAUCCAUUUUAUAGAGAAUCAAUUGCAGCACUUAUUCAUAGUGGACAACGAGCUGAUCAUCCUGUAUAUUUAAGUGAUUUAGGAGCAGCACUUACAAGUGCUGAAGGUCCUGAACAACAAGCUGUUAUGGAAGAAAUGAAUAUUCCAAAUCGAUUAAUGCUUACAUUAAAUUUAUUAAAAAAAGAAUUAGAAAUGAGUCGUCUUCAACAAAAAAUUGGUAAAGAAGUUGAAGAAAAAGUUAAUAAACAACAUAGAAAAUUUAUGUUAAUGGAACAAUUACGUGUUAUUAAAAAAGAAUUAGGACUUGAAAAAGAUGAUAAAGAAGCUAUGAAUGAUAAAUUUCGUACAAGAUUAAAAGAUCUUAAUGUACCAGCACAUGUUAAAAUAGUUAUUGAUGAAGAAUUAGAACGAUUAAAUGUUUUAGAAAAACAUUCAGCAGAAUUUAAUAUUUGUACAAAUUAUCUUGAUUGGUUAACAAAUCUUCCAUGGGGUAAAAUAAGUGAAGACAAAACAGAUCUUGAUUAUGCACAAAAAGUACUCGAUGAAGAUCAUCAUGGAAUGGAAGAUAUUAAAAAACGAAUUCUUGAAUUCAUUGCUGUUAGUCAUUUAAAAAAAUCAACACAUGGAAAAAUUCUUUGCUUUCAUGGACCACCUGGUGUUGGAAAGACAAGUGUUGCUAAAUCAAUUGCACGUGCACUUGAUCGACAAUAUUUUCGAUUUAGUGUAGGAGGUAUGCAUGAUACAGCAGAAAUUAAAGGUCAUCGUCGAACAUAUGUUGGUGCAAUGCCAGGAAAAAUGAUACAAUGUUUAAAAAAAACUAAAACAGAAAAUCCACUUGUAUUAAUCGAUGAAAUCGAUAAAUUAGGUCGUGGUGGUUUUCAUGGUGAUCCAUCAGCUGCUUUACUUGAAAUGCUUGAUCCAGAACAGAAUGCAUAUUUUCUUGAUCAUUAUCUUGAUGUUUCUGUUGAUCUAUCAAAAGUAUUAUUUAUAUGUACAGCUAAUGUACUUCAUACUAUUCCUGAGCCAUUAAGAGAUCGUAUGGAAGUUAUUGAAGUAUCUGGAUAUGUUGCUGAAGAAAAAUUAGCUAUUGCAAAAAAUUAUUUAAUUCCAAUAGCAAGUAAACAAACAGCUGUAAAAGAUGAUGCAAUUGAAAUAAAAGAUUCAGCUUUAAUGCAACUUAUAAAAGCUUAUUGUCGUGAAAGUGGUGUUCGAAAUUUACAAAAACAUAUUGAAAAAAUAUUUCGAAAAGUUGCAUUUAAAAUUGUUAAAGAAGGUGGUAACAAAGUUGUUGUUGAUGAUGGAAAUCUACAAGAAUUUGUUGGAAAACCCGUAUAUACAACAGAUAGAAUGUAUGAAUUAACACCACCUGGUGUUUCUAUGGGUCUUGCAUGGACAGCUAGUGGUGGAAGUGUAAUUUUUAUUGAAUCACGUCUUAUCAAUCCUAUUGAAGCUUUGGAUACAUCGACAACUACAAUAAAAGAUGAUAAGAGUAGUAGACUAAAUGGUAGUUUAACAUUAACAGGUAAAUUAGGUGAUGUUAUGAAAGAAAGUUGUACAAUUGCAUCAACAUAUGCAAAAUCAUUUUUACAACAAAUUGAUCCAAAUAAUCGAGCAUUACGUAUUGGUCAUAUACACAUUCAUAUACCAGAAGGUGCAACACCAAAAGAUGGUCCAUCAGCUGGUUGUACAAUAGUUACAGCACUUCUAUCACUUGGUUUAAAUAAACCAAUAAAACAAAAUGUUGCUAUGACAGGUGAAGUAUCUUUAACUGGUCGAAUUUUACCUGUUGGUGGAAUAAAAGAAAAAGUUAUUGCUGCUAAACGAGCAAAUGUUCAUACAGUUAUAUUACCACAUGAAAAUCAAAAGGAUUAUAAUGACCUUCAAGAUUUUAUUAAAGAUGGACUAACUAUUCAUUUUGCUAAAACAUAUGAUGAAGUUUAUAAAAUUGUAUUUGAUGAUCAAUAA